AGCUUUCACAUCUAGUAAUGGAAUGGGAACUGAAAAAUGAAAAGUUAUUAAGCCUUCCCAAAAGCUGAAACGUGGACUUUUGUUCUUCUCUUGAUUUCAUUAAACACGCAGAUUCCAGGAGAAUAGGUUGACCAACAAUUGUAGCACGGUACCAUCCCGUCUCUUAGAAGAAUGUGACACCAUCGCAUAGCUUCCAGCACGGUGAAAACAUUACUUUCACACUUUUCCCACCCAAAGAUACAUAAAUCUAGCUCCUUUCCCCCUCUAUUACAUGUUGUACUGAUUUCAUCAUUGCCACUGUGAACGGCAGUUUAAUAAACACCCAAUUUACGUAGGCACUUAGCUGGCUGCUGAACAGCAACACACAAAAACCCAGGCACUAGAGACACUUGAGCUACACAUUUAUCAUGAAGGCGUAAUACAUAUUUAUUGACUGAUGCUGUACGAUCUCCUAGAUCUCUCCUAACCAAAACUCUAGAAACCUAUUUAAAGACCUCUGGAAGAGAGUCGGGGAGAAUCGAGACUAUUUAGUACUGCAGAAUCCCACACAAAUAAAUUGUAAUUUUUCCAAAGUCGGUGGCUUACUUCACCGUCAAGCAACAGGGAGUAAUUAAUUCUUACUCGAAACUUAAAAGAAUCGCUCGUCGGGGCAAGUUUCAGGUGUGGCUCUGGAAAGAUGCCACGUUCCUAUGGCAACCUCGAAUCGCCAUUUGAAGCGUUCUCGCGACCUCCCGCCCUGACGUCACUUCCGGUAUCACCUGCGUGGUUACCGGGAGCUGUAAACAAGGUGUGCAAGCAUCCAGAGAGCUGUCGGGAUGCAGCAGAGCGGAGCGGGUGGAGGCCGUGGCUGCGCUCUGCUCCCACUGCUGGGCGUCCUGCUCUUCCAGGUGAACGGUAUCACCAAGUCAGAAACCUGGGAACCGUCCUUGAUACUAUGUUUCCCUAACAUUCCACAACCAGUCUGCCACCAAUCCUUACUGAUUUUACUUUGUGUUUACAUCGCCCUUUCCUUGGAGAUUAAAGCGGAUGCGCAUGUCCGGGGUUAUGUUGGAGAGAAGAUCAAGUUGAAAUGCACCUUCAGGUCGACUUCAUCUAUCACUGACAAACUCACCAUAGACUGGACGUACCGAGCCCCCAGCAGCAGUCGUACUGAAUCCAUUUUUCAUUAUCAGUCUUUCCAGUAUCCAACCACAGCAGGCACGUUUCGGGAUCGAAUUUCCUGGGCUGGAGAUGUGUACAGAGGGGAUGCGUCUAUAAGCAUCAGCAACCCUACCCUCAAGGACAAUGGGACAUUCAGCUGUGCCGUGAAGAAUCCCCCAGACGUGCACCAUAACAUUCCCGUGACAGAGCUAACAGUCACAGAGAGGGGGUUUGGCAUCAUGCUCUCCUCUGUGGCCCUCCUCUCCGUCCUUGUCUUCGUCCCCUCAGCCGUGGUGGUUGUCCUGCUGCUGGUGAGGAUGGGGAGGAAAUCAGCUGGGCUGAAGAAGAGGAGCAAGUCUGGCUACAAGAAGUCGUCUAUCGAGGUGUCAGAUGGCACUGACCGGGAGGAGGCGGACGACUGCCUGGCGAGGCUUUGUGUUCGUUGCGCCGAGUGCCUGGAUUCAGACUAUGAAGAGACAUAUUGAUGAAAGGCUUCAUGAUGUAAGAAGAGUCACCUGAUAGAAAAUAUCCCAUCCCACUGGCAGCUAAAGCCUCUCAGAGAAUCGAAGCUGCUUGGAUCGCUGUGCCGGAGGAUUCUGGAAGCCAUCCGUAGAGACGUUAGGAACCAUUUAUUUAUUGAACAACUGUUCUUUUUAUAUUUAUGAACUGUUCAAGAACUCCCAGAAGAAACUCCUACCUACCCGUUCUAAUAACUUAUGCUCUAAUUGAAUGAAGGAAUUCUCUUCCUGAAUAGAAAGAAACUUUUUGUUUUUGCCUUUGCCCUUGAACAUGUUACGUGCUUUCUUCUGGUUACUUGAGGGAAAAUCCUAAAUGUUGGCCACACCGCUGAGGCCAAAAUAUUUUUAAAAAAUGAAAUGGAGCUUGUAGUGUCCAGAUGUGCGACGAGACGAGAUGUUUGGGAUAAGUAUUCUUUGGCAUUUGCUCCGUGAAUGUUUUCAGCUGCGGAUCAGCGCACAGCAUGUACUCAUUGGUUUAAUGACAUCAUCCGUUGUGUUUGGGUGACUCGGAACUCUAAUUUCCAUAGAGUCGGUAGGGCCCGGAGCCCAUGGUUUGCUUUGACUGGGUUUUUAAAGUAUUAAAGUGUCGUCAGUGUCCAAUUAAGGAAAGGAACGGUGACGUAGAGGGAUCCCUUUCUUUUGUGUUGCUAGGUGCAGCUUCGAAGGUUUUUUUUUUUUUUGUGGGGAAAUGUAUAGAAUAUUUUAUCAGUUAUUUGCAAGGAAAUCAUCUUUUUUUUUUUUUUUUUUUAACAAAUGCCACUCCAGAGUUCAAAUGUUGGAUUUACUUUAACGAGGCUUAUGUUUAUCGGAAAUCAUCUUUUGGCCUUUGUUAUUCUUCAAAACUUUUCUGAGUUCUAAAAUGCGCCAAAUAUGAGUGAACCAAGGUAUUUACGAACUGUUUUUGUUUAUGUCGUAUUUGACAUAAGGAAGUGAGGUCUAUACUUCUCUAUAGUCUAUACUUCUCAUUUCUAUUCUCUCAGUACCUUAUAUCAGCUUCCUCCAUUUUCCUGCAGCAACUGAUUUCAAAUUUUAAUUUACAUGGGAUUUUCUACAAGCCAUUAAGUAAUACGUGUGACAUGUCCGGAAGGGCUGAUAGUAUAGUCCUCUGUAAAAGAGCGAUAAAGUUCACUUCUCGAUUAUGAGAGACAAAAAUUAUCCUCCCUCCUCCCAUCUUUGUUUUUUGUUUUGUUUUGUUUUGUUUUCCCAUGGUUCUUCACUAGGUGGCUAGGGAGGUUUCCAUAUUACAGCCUGAUAUGCCCCAUAUGUUACACAAAAAAUCACUUUGCCAAGAUUUAUGUUUAAAAUUUUGGGUCAUUAGUUCUGGAAGUCAUCAGUAAAGACUUUAAGAAUUAUGAUAUGGGUUCGGCCUGGCCUCUUUUGUUAAUCUAGUCCAUACAUAAGAGAGUCUGGUUCAUUAACAGAUAUUACGAUUUACCUCUGGUCACGUAAGGAAGUGAAAGAGGCAAAGACACGUUGACUGUUUAUUUCCAGUGGUUGAGCCUCAGAGUCUUGGGCUAUUUGUCAAGUAUAUGGUUGUCUGGGGCCAGCCUGGUGACAGACACUCUGACACCACAGCAGAGAGGGGAAAACAUAUUUGGGCAACAAGAGUAAAUAAUUUGGGUUCUGGGACAUUUGAAGAUAGAGACCCAAUUGUGGGGUAGACUUUCUGUGGGUCUGAGAAAGAGAUGAUGUGACAGGAACCCAGUUAAAACCGCGUUUCAUGAAUUGAGGAACCGGGUUUGUCUGGGGUUUCUUGUAAUUUCCUUUCAGGUGUGUUAUGAGGAUUAAUCCAGUUGUAGUAAGCUUGUCACUGUAGGUAAAGGGUGCUGUGUGACCACUUGGUCAUGUUAUUUUGUAGCCUCGAUUGUGAUUUGAACAAGUCCCUUUCUUUUUAAGUGGCCGAACAACAGCAUCCUUCGUGGUAAGAGAGUAGGCUGGGGAUUUAGUCGUCUCCGUGGGUUUACGGUCGCACCAGUCAUAAGGCUUCUGUCAGUGUUCUUCUUUAUCUCUUACAUUGAGGUCUGGGUUACAGCCUUCCCCCCACCCCCAAAAGGAGCAAAAAGCAGUUCCUUUUUUUUAAAGAUGGAAGAAAGAUAACUUUUUUUUUAAACGUACUCUUUUUAAUACCUUCUAAGGUGCUAUUCUCCCUCUCUCUCGUUUUCUUUUCGCUGCUCUGUAUGCAGAACACAUCGAAUGAAGACCAGCCUUGUCUAGAAAGGGAAUUGAAUUCUGAAAGCUUCAGAGGGGGUUAAAAGCCUUUCAGAAUUUUUCUUUGGCUGCCGGAGGCUUUACUCGGGGCUACACUAUCUUACAAGUUUCGUGCAUUGAGCUCUCAAUUCCGUUAUCGAAUGUGAAUUUAUGAAAUGCUUUGUGUUUCCCACGGGUCCCCUUGCCCCAGGCUUCGUGGAGAAGGUACUAGGUCUCCGCAGCUCCCAAAUCGUGCGCUGGUGUUUCAAGAGGGAAUGUUGAAUGUUCCUGUUUAAGGAGAAUUUUUGGAGGCCAAAUCCUCAAUCUGAACGUUCUGUCGUGUCACUCAGUUAGGGUUCUAAAAGGGAGCCAGGAAGACCCCCGGAGAGCGGACCAAGACUGUCAUUUAAUUGCACAACUGGAAACUUCGCUGCCAGAAGAGGCAGCUGCAUUCGUUCGAUUCCUGCGUUGGACUGUUGUUAACCGCUGCAUUUCACAGCGUUUUUUUUUUUGUUGUUGUUUUGUUUUGCAGGAGAGUGUGCACUGUUGGGCCAUGUGCACAGACAUUGUAACUCUUGAUAUCUUUACCACAUCACAGUUAAUAAACUGCUUCGCACUGUCUGGCUA
Messenger RNA from Neofelis nebulosa (Clouded leopard), 4472 nucleotides. It is a transcript of the gene MPZL3, whose product is annotated as myelin protein zero like 3. The record is from RefSeq and is a predicted model, not a curated record. Bases 816 to 1625 code for a protein of 269 amino acids. The transcript has 7 exons. Gene Ontology annotation, cellular component: membrane. Lineage: Eukaryota; Metazoa; Chordata; Mammalia; Carnivora; Felidae.